This is a messenger RNA of Anopheles moucheti, 758 nucleotides long. RefSeq names its product cuticle protein 7-like. Gene Ontology annotation, cellular component: extracellular matrix. The transcript is spliced from 2 exons. NCBI's taxonomy places the organism in Eukaryota, Metazoa, Arthropoda, Insecta, Diptera, Culicidae. The record is from RefSeq and is a predicted model, not a curated record. Bases 42 to 758 code for a protein of 238 amino acids.
CACACAGAACUUCAACCAGUAAACAAUCCAGCUCUCCAAUAAUGGCGUUCAAAUUUGUUUUGUUGGCUACUCUGGUGGCUGCCGCUAGCGCUGGUCUGCUCCCAGUGGCUCACCACGGAUCGAUCGCUACAUCGCACUCCACCAUCCAGCAUCAUGCUGCCCCAGCUGUCCACCAUGUCGGAUCCAUCCAUGCCGCCCCAGCUAUCUACCAACACUCCGCUCCGACCGUCGUCAAGACCAUCGCUCAACCCACGAUCAUCAAGUCUGUAGAGCACCAUGCCCCGGCUAACUACGAGUUCUCGUACUCCGUGCACGAUGAGCAUACCGGAGACAUCAAGAGCCAGCAUGAGACCCGCCACGGAGAUGAAGUGCACGGACAGUACUCGCUGUUGGACUCCGAUGGCCACCACCGCGUCGUCGACUACCAUGCCGAUCAUCACUCCGGAUUCAACGCCGUUGUGCGUCGUGAACCGUCGGCAGUGAAGAUCGCCCAGCCAGUCCACAAAGUGAUCGCUCAGCCCGUGCACGUGUCCAGCUAUGCCCAUGCUCCAGUAGCACACGCUACCGUCCAGCACCACCAUGCUGCCCCCAUCGCGCACUACUCCGCCCCGAUCGCGCACCAUGUUGCCCCGAUCGCUCACCAUGCUGCUCCGAUCGCGCACUACUCUGCCCCGAUCGCUCACCACGCUGCUCCGAUCGCGCACUCCACCUCCAGCAUCGUUCAUGGACAGAGCCAUCUGAGCCAUCAUCAUUACUAA